Erigeron canadensis is the source of this 1858-nucleotide messenger RNA. Its product is annotated as putative ABC1 protein At2g40090. The coding region runs from base 1 to 1593 and encodes 530 amino acids. Lineage: Eukaryota; Viridiplantae; Streptophyta; Magnoliopsida; Asterales; Asteraceae. The record is from RefSeq and is a predicted model, not a curated record. The transcript is spliced from 13 exons. Gene Ontology annotation, biological process: mitochondrion organization; lipid homeostasis. Gene Ontology annotation, cellular component: mitochondrial inner membrane.
AUGUUGCGUUUUUCUAAAUUAAAGCUUGCUAUUACAGCCACCACCUUGGCCACAGCAGCUGUUGGCGCUAAAAUCGCUAGCUCCGAUGAUCCUGCCACCACUCUCAAGCUCUGCACCAUCGUCCCUACCCGCCUUUUUCGCCUUUCUGUCACCGCUGCCUGCAUUGCUUUUGAUUAUGAGUACUCUCUAAGGGGACUGGCGGAAGAUAGUGAUGAGAGGGAAAGAGUUAAGCAUGAAGUUCACACCAGGAGUGCAUGUAGGCUUAGAGACUUAUGUUUCAAAAAUGGUGGAGUUUAUAUAAAGCUUGGUCAACAUAUUGGUCAACUGGAGUACUUGGUACCCAUAGAGUAUGCUAAAAUAAUGAAGGAUUCGAUGUUGAAUAGGUGUCCAACCUCUACAUAUGAUGAAGUGUGCCAAGUUGUGAAAAAAGAACUUGGUGCGCCUCCUGAAGAGAUUUUUUAUGAGUUUGAUCCCGUUCCAAUUGCAAGUGCUUCUCUUGCUCAAGUCCAUGUUGCCCGUACUCAUGAGGGGGAAAAAGUUGCCGUGAAGGUGCAGCAUACACACAUGACAGAUACUGCAGCUGCUGAUUUGGCCACGGUGGACUUCAUUUAUACUACUUUGCACCGUCUUUUUCCUUCAUUUGAUUACAGGUGGUUGAUAGAUGAAGCACGAGAUACUUCACCAAAGGAGCUAGAUUUCUUAAUUGAAGCGAAGAACAAUGUAAAAUGUAUGGAUAACUUUCGAAGGUUAUCUCCUCAUAUUGCAGCAUAUGUAUAUGCCCCAAGAGUAUAUUGGACUCUGAGUACCUCAAAGUUAUUGACCAUGGAAUAUAUAGAAGGUCCACAAGUCAACGAUUUGGAGAACAUUAGAAAACUUGAAAUACGACCAGAUGAUAUUUCAAAAUUAGUUAGUCAAACUUUUGCUGAAAUGAUUUUCAAACAUGGAUUCGUGCACUGUGAUCCACAUGUUGCUAACUUGCUAGUUCGUCCAAUGCCUUCGGGUAGAAGUAGCAUUUUUGGAAGACGCAAACCGCAAUUGGUACUCCUUGACCAUGGUAUCUACAAAGAACUUGACACUUACACAAGGACUAGCUACGCAGCUCUCUGGAAGGCUCUAGUAUUAGCUGAUCACUCGGCAAUUAAGGAAAAUUGCACUAAACUUGGUGCUGGAGAGGAUAUGUAUACAUUUUUCAGUAGCAUUCUCACAAUGAAACCAUGGGAGACAGUUAUUGAUCCGGCUGCUGAUCAUUUAGCCAUACACGAUCAGUCAGACCUUCACAUAUACGGUCCUGAAUAUUUUCCACAAUUCACAGAACUUCUACGUAGACUGCCACGUGUCAUACUUCAUAUGAUGAAAACAAAUGAUUGUAUACGUUCAGUCAACAAUGCAUUGUUGCAAAGACCUUCUCUCGGGUCAUUCCUGAUCAUUGGGAAAGUUUCAUCUGAAGCAGUUAUUGGGGAAAAAUGGGCAAAUGCAAAAUCCAUUUUUAGCUUGAUACGUGUUUGGUUGGAAGAAAUCUCACUAGAAGCCCGCUUUACGCUAUUGCAACUAGCCUUAUGGGUCCUGGAAUUCAAGAGAUCUUUGAGCUUGUGAAAGGAUGGAGCUUUUGGAAGGUUCAGUACAUAACAUGAGAUAUCAUAUGUGCUUUUUGGACAAAAUUACUGGGAAAUUUUCAUUAUUGAAGACAAAUAUACUGAAACUCUCUUGACUUUCUUAGUCAAUAAUUCCGAUUCUAAAGCAUUUUCUAACCUUACUUUGUUAUCUAUCAACUUCAGAAAAAUCAGGUGUGUGAUAGAACUGGUUUACAACCUUCUGUCUAAAAACCUAAAACUAAUCUGCACAUGGUCCUUGUUCUAAU